Solea senegalensis (Senegalese sole) is the source of this 1758-nucleotide messenger RNA. RefSeq names its product guanine nucleotide binding protein (G protein), beta 5b (gene gnb5b). Bases 117 to 1304 code for a protein of 395 amino acids. Gene Ontology annotation, molecular function: signaling receptor complex adaptor activity; protein binding. Gene Ontology annotation, biological process: G protein-coupled receptor signaling pathway; G protein-coupled dopamine receptor signaling pathway. The record is from RefSeq and is a predicted model, not a curated record. Lineage: Eukaryota; Metazoa; Chordata; Actinopteri; Pleuronectiformes; Soleidae. Gene Ontology annotation, cellular component: heterotrimeric G-protein complex; cytoplasm. The transcript is spliced from 13 exons.
CAAUCCUCUUCAGUGGAAAAACGCAGCUUAGAUCUUCGGCGACAAACACUGUACCAGCUCCACAGAGGGGGAAAAAAAGAUUCUCUGCUGAAGUGUUUGUGUGACCACCUGCAGCCAUGUGUGAUCAGACGUUCGUGGCGAUCACCUUUGGCCCCUGUGACAGCUGCGGGAACCCCAGUCCUCUGAUGAACAUCUACAUCAAGAGUGAGGCCAUCAACUACUGCUCCUUCUGCGUGGAAAUGAUGGCCUGUCGGGGGCUACAGAAGGGAGAGAGCCUGGCUACACUAAAGACAGAGAGCGACACUCUGAAGAAGAAACUAGAGGAGGAGAGAGGCAAGCUGAACGACGUGGAGUUGCACCAGGUGGCUGAGAAGAUUGAGGUGUUGAACCCUCUCUCCGUAAAGACGAGGCGUGUAAUGAAGGGUCACACCAACAAGGUGCUGUGUAUGGACUGGUGCAGUGACAAGCGUCGCCUCGUCAGCUCUUCACAGGAUGGAAAAGUGAUUGUGUGGGAUGCGUUCACUCUUAAUAAGGAGCAUGGGUUGGCUCUGCCAUGUACAUGGGUUAUGGCGUGUGCUUAUGCUCCCUCGGGUUGUGCAGUGGCGUGUGGUGGACUGGAUAACAAAUGCUCCGUGAUCCCGUUGUCACUUGACAAAAAUGAGAACUUGGCCGCAAAGAAGAAGUCGGUUGCAAUGCACACUAACUACGUGUCAGGAUGCACCUUCACCAACUCUGACAUGCAGAUGCUGACCUCCAGUGGUGACGGCACGUGUGCCUUGUGGGAUGUGGAGAGCGGUCAGCUACUGCAGAGUUUCCAUGGUCACACUGCCGAUGUCUUGUCCCUGGAUUUUGCCCCAUCUGAAACUGGAAACACUUUUGUCUCCGGGGGCUGUGAUAAGAAGGCCAACGUGUGGGACAUGCGCUCUGGACAGAACAUUCAGUCAUUUGAGAGCCAUGAGUCUGACAUCAACUGUGUAAAGUACUACCCCAGUGGAGAUGCAUUUGCUUCUGCUUCUGACGAUGCCACGUGCCGAUUCUACGACCUACGGGCUGACCGUGAAGUGUCCGUCUACAAGAAGGACAGCCUCAUAUUUGGUGCUUCCUCUGUGGACUUCUCUAUGAGUGGACGCCUGCUGUUUGCUGGUUAUAACGACUACACCAUUAAUGUGUGGGAUGUACUGAAAGGCACUCGUGCCUCCAUCCUGUUUGGUCAUGAGAACCGUGUCAGCAAAGUCAGAGUGUCGCCUGACGGCACGGCACUCUGCUCGGCCUCCUGGGACAACACCUUAAGGAUCUGGGCCUAGUUUUCACAUGACGGAUGUGAUCCAGCAAAGACAGCACCAGCGUCACAUGACAGCCAACACUGCAGGUCCCUUACUAAAAAACAAGAAACAUAACAUGAGACAGUGUCACUCUUAUCAACUGUCGGGGCGUGUAUGUAUCUGAACAAACACUUCGACAAGUUCAGAUUUCUUAUCUUUGUUAUUGAUAGCUGGAUGACUGAUAUUGUGUAACUUCACAAGUGUUGCUAACAUAGUGAGAAAUAAUAUUCACUGUAAAGAACCACAAUAAGCUGUAGAAAUGUGUGCAGUGUAGACAACACACACACACACAUGCACACACGCACACAGAGUAAAAAAUGAACAUUGGUUUAUUCCCCUGUCAGCUACCAUGAGAGAACCACAAUAAUGCUCUAAGUAAGUCUAUGUUGUAUAUAUGUUUGUAUAAGUGUAUGAAAUAAAAAUCAUUUGAUUCUUA